Protopterus annectens (West African lungfish) is the source of this 1436-nucleotide messenger RNA. Its product is annotated as eukaryotic translation initiation factor 4E-like. Gene Ontology annotation, molecular function: translation initiation factor activity; RNA 7-methylguanosine cap binding. The transcript has 7 exons. Bases 27 to 683 code for a protein of 218 amino acids. Gene Ontology annotation, cellular component: cytoplasm; eukaryotic translation initiation factor 4F complex. The record is from RefSeq and is a predicted model, not a curated record. NCBI's taxonomy places the organism in Eukaryota, Metazoa, Chordata, Ceratodontiformes, Protopteridae. Gene Ontology annotation, biological process: translational initiation.
UUCAAGGGAGACCAAAGUGGAAUACAAUGGAAAUGUAUUAUCUGAUGCCCAAUAUAAUGAAUCAGAUCCUCCCUGAACAGAAGCAAACAAAAAGGCAGAGCAAAAAAGAGGCACUCCUAUCUGAAAGAUACAUAAAGCAUCCUUUACAGAACAGGUGGGCUCUGUGGUUCUUCAAGAAUGAUAAAAGUAAAAUUUGGCAUGAUAACCUUCGACUGAUAACUAAAUUUGAUACUGUGGAGGAUUUUUGGGGACUGUAUUCGCACAUUCAACCUGCAAGUAAGUUGGCAUCUGGGUGUGACUACUGUCUAUUUAAGGAUGGGAUUCAGCCCAUGUGGGAAGACAACAGGAACAAGCGAGGUGGUAGAUGGCUAAUUACCCUGUCAAAGCAGCAGAGGCACACUGAGCUCGACCGAUUCUGGCAAGAAACCCUACUGUGCCUGAUUGGAGAAAGCUUUGAUGAGUCGAGUAAUGACGUCUGUGGAGCUGUGAUCAACGUUCGCAGCAAAGGUGACAAGAUUGCCCUCUGGACAAGAGAAGCUGAUAACAUGGAAGCAGUCACAUACAUUGGGCGGAAGUACAAAGAGAGGUUGGGCCUUCCUUCCAAGGUUGUGAUUGGAUAUCAAGCCCAUGCAGACACUGCAACCAAAAGUGGCACAAUUGCAAAGAAUAAAUUCAUUGUUUGAAACUGAAGACUCUCUGCUUAAAGAACGGAAGCCACUUUCAUUUUUCUCUAGUGCACUUUCUCUUAUUUAACUGCUGUUUAAAAACAUGUUACUCAAAUAACAGAGGACAUUGUGUUUUUCCUUCUCACAUUAACUGGGGUUUGGUGUAGAGGAUUCAUUGUAAAAUUACAUAGAAAUUAACUGGGGUUUUGGGAUUAGAGCGCUUACUUGGCAAAAUGCCAUGGAAAUAAUUUUUUUUCUUUGACUCUAAUAAAUGGAAGGCAUGACUCUCAGAAAUGUGUGCAAUAAUAUGUUGCAUACAAAAUUUUCAUUAAUACAGUUAAUUCAUAUCUGAGUAGUACUAAAUCAUAAUUGAUUAUAAUCAUAAGUCUAAAAGAGGAGGUGGCUUAAUUAUGGUUUCAGAGAGCCUGUUAAGCAAUAUGCUGACAUUUAUUUAUUCCCAUGCCUAAUACUUUGUCUUCCUUUAUCUCCUCAUCUAUUUUCAAUUAACGUUUUGUCAGGUUUUAUCCCUGCCAUCUCUAACUUGCAGUAGCCACAGUGGCAAGAAAGCAGCUGUUGUGCUAAAUGAGCUAGUUUAAAGAAAAAUCUCUCUUGCCUUCUAAGAGGGGUAAAAUCUGUACCCCUGCUGCUAUUAUGUUUUUGACUGCCUUGUAAAUAUGCAGUAUCUUGUGUAUCAAAACCUUAAUAGUGAAGUCAUCAACUUUUGAAAAGCACAAGUUUUAGUUGUUAAUAAACUAUUUUUUGUCACUGUGA